Nicotiana attenuata is the source of this 1350-nucleotide messenger RNA. RefSeq lists its product as uncharacterized. Lineage: Eukaryota; Viridiplantae; Streptophyta; Magnoliopsida; Solanales; Solanaceae. The transcript is spliced from 3 exons. Gene Ontology annotation, molecular function: nucleic acid binding. The coding region runs from base 1 to 1350 and encodes 449 amino acids. Gene Ontology annotation, biological process: DNA integration. The record is from RefSeq and is a predicted model, not a curated record.
AUGUUCCAGUCUAUUCAGGGAGCAUCUGCCUCUUUUUUCGAGUCCUCUGCUACAGCUAACCUAGUUGGUAUACAUCAUGCUUGCUUUGUUUUCACUUCUUUUUUGUCUAAACUCACCAAUGUUCCUUGGAUUCUUGACAUUGGUGCUACACAGCACAUGACAUUUGAUAAGUCUUUGUUGCAUGGCAUAAGAGCACUUACUUUUCCUCUCUUGGUCAAUUUGGCUAACUCAUCCAAGGCCCCCUCACUGAGGAAGGACCAGCUCGUUGGUAAAGCUACAGCAGACCUCUAUGUGUUGAAGGAUAAUACCUCUAGUUUCUGCAACAAGCCACAAGCUCCAGUUUCUAUUUCUUCUUGCAAUAUGUCAAAGUCUUUAUUGAAAUCGUUUCUAGCCCUUGUUGAAAGACAAUUCUUAGCUAAGGUGAAGGUGAUUAGGUCAGGUAAUGCCUAUGAAUUGGGAACAGGACAAGAACAAAGAGAUUUUUUCUUUUCUCAGGGGAUCAUUCAUCAAACGACUUGUGUUGGGACUCCCCAACAAAAUGGAGUAGUUGAACGUAAACAUAGACACUUGUUAGAGACUUGUAGGGCUUUGAUGUUUCAGUCACAUGCACCAAAAAGGUACUGGGGGGAGUCCUUGCUCACAGCAACAUACUUGAUCAAUCGAUUCUCUUCCCAGGUACUUAGAAAUAAAUCUCCUUAUCGAGUGCUAUUUGGAAAAGACCCUGAUUGUUCCUACCUAAAGCCAUUUGGUUGCCUAUGUUUCAACUCCACUCUCUCUAGGAACAGGGACAAAUUAAGCCCUAGAGCUUUUCCUGGGAUCUUUCUUGGUUAUCCUUUUGGAAAGAAAGGAUAUAAAAUCCUUAACUUAGAAGAUAAUACAAUUUGCAUUUCUAGAAACGUCAAAUUCAUUGAGUUUGUUUUUCCUUUCUCUUCUCCUUCACCACUGUCUAAAUUGUUUCCUUCUUGUUUUCCAUCUACUAAUGAUCAUUUUUUUUCUUCUUCUUCUUCUACUGUGCUUUCUCCAAAUCUAUCUUUACAGAGCACACCUCUUUCUAAAUCUGCCUCUAAGUCUAAAUCUUUACCGUCUAAAUCUUCCCCUUUGUCUCCCAUUUAUGAUCCCAUUGUUGGUUCAGCUCCCAGAACUGAAGUAUUACCCACAGCACCAGAGGAGCAGCUACGCCGCUCACAAAGAGAACAUCAUCCUCCUAAGUAUUUAUCUGAUUAUGUUUGUAAUUUUGCUUUCUCUGUUAUUUCCCCUAACCCACCUUUUUUAUCCCUUUUAUCAUUCUACUUUUUCUGCUAUGACACCCCAAAAUCAAUGCAUCAUCAAUUCUAUUUGCCAAAUAAAUGA